Entelurus aequoreus (snake pipefish) is the source of this 2790-nucleotide messenger RNA. RefSeq names its product cullin-3-B-like. The coding region runs from base 278 to 2578 and encodes 766 amino acids. Gene Ontology annotation, biological process: protein ubiquitination; ubiquitin-dependent protein catabolic process. NCBI's taxonomy places the organism in Eukaryota, Metazoa, Chordata, Actinopteri, Syngnathiformes, Syngnathidae. The transcript is spliced from 16 exons. Gene Ontology annotation, molecular function: ubiquitin protein ligase binding. The record is from RefSeq and is a predicted model, not a curated record. Gene Ontology annotation, cellular component: Cul3-RING ubiquitin ligase complex.
CGACGUACUUCCGUCUUCGAAGACUCCACUUCCGCCCUGCAGUCUCGCGACUACGCGUAGCCGCUCUUGACAACUUUAGUGUGAGCAAACGGAAAGGCGUCAUUUUUGUAUUGUCGCCAAGAGAGGAGCAGCAGCUACGUAGUUUAUCCGACAUGGCGAGCUUGUGACGCCAUACUGCUGUUUGUUACAAAGAAACAAUGUCCUUAACCAAAGCUAGCAGCCAAACGCAGUUUCUACAGUCUCUAUUAUUUGGGAGCGUCACUUGACCAUUAGAAUCAUGGCCAAUCUGAAAGGUGAAGCCAAGAAGGAGGUCAAAAUGAGGAUACGAGCGUUCCCUAUGACAAUGGAUGAGAAGUAUGUGGAAAACAUAUGGGCCCUGCUAAAGAAUGCCAUCCAGGAGAUCCAGCGGAAGAACAACAGCGGGCUGAGCUUUGAGGAGCUGUACAGAAACGCCUACACCAUGGUGCUCCACAAGCACGGGGAGAAGCUCUACGCGGGCCUGAAGGAGGUUGUCACUGAACACCUCGUCAACAAAGUACGGCAUGAUGUCCUCAAGUCUCUAAAUAACACAUUUCUGCAAAUCCUCAAUCAAGAGUGGAAUGAUCAUCAGACAGCCACAAUCAUGAUUCGAGACAUUCUGAUGUACAUGGACCGAGUUUACGUCCAGCAAAGCAACGUGGAGAAUGUGUACAACCUCAGCCUCGUUGUAUUCAGAGAGCAGGUGGUUCACUACAGCUCCAUUCGAGACCACUUGUGGCAGACUCUCUUGGACAUGAUUAAACGCGAGAGGAGGGGAGAGGUUGUAGACAGGGGCUCCAUCAGAAACACCUGCCAGAUGCUGAUGGUUCUCGGCUUGGACAGCAGGUCUGUAUAUGAAGAAGACUUUGAGCGCCCCUUCUUAGAAAUGUCAGCCGGGUUCUACCAGAUGGAAAGCCAGCGGUUCCUCGCAGAAAACAGCACCAGCAUCUACAUCAAGAAGGUGGAGGCCAGAAUCAAUGAGGAGAUCGAGCGUGUAAUGCACUGCUUGGACAAGUCCACAGAGGACUCCAUUGUUAAAGUAGUGGAAAGAGAGCUUAUAACAAAACACAUGAAAACUAUAGUAGAGAUGGAGAACUCCGGGAUGGUCCACAUGCUGAAGAAUGGCAUAACAGAAGACCUGGCGUGCAUGUACAAGCUGUUCAGUCGAGUGGCAAAUGGCCUAAAAACUAUGUGCGAUUGUAUGAGUGUGUACUUAAGAGAGCAGGGGAAAGCUCUUGUGUCAGAAGAAGGAGAGGGCAAAAACCCAGUCGACUAUAUCCAGGGUCUGCUUGACCUGAAGACGGUAUUUGACCAUUUCCUCCACGAGUCCUUCAUCAACGACAAACAAUUUAAACAAACCAUCGCUGGAGACUUUGAGUAUUUCCUCAACCUCAACUCGCGCUCCCCGGAGUACCUAUCGCUCUUCAUUGACGACAAGCUCAAGAAGGGCGUUCGAGGGUUGACAGAACAGGAGGUGGAGGCAAUUCUGGACAAGACGAUGGUGUUGUUCAGGUUUUUGCAAGAGAAGGACGUGUUUGAAAGGUACUACAAGCAGCAUCUGGGCCGCAGACUGCUCAGCAACAAGAGCGUCUCGGACGAUUUAGAGAAGAGCAUGAUCUGCAAGCUCAAAACCGAAUGUGGCUGUCAGUUUACAUCAAAACUGGAGGGAAUGUUUCGAGAUAUGACCAUCUCCAACACAACAAUGGAUGAGUUCCGGCGACACAUCCAGUCCACGCCGGCCUCUCUAUGUGGCGUAGACCUGACUGUCCGAGUCCUCACGACUGGUUACUGGCCCACACAGUCCGCGACGCCCAGAUGCACCAUUCCUUCUUCCCCCCAACACGCCUUUGAAGUCUUUAGAAGGUUUUACCUCGCCAAACACACCGGUCGACAGCUCACGCUGCAGCAUCACAUGGGCGGCGCCGACCUAAUUGCAACGUUCUACGGUGCCUUGAAAAAGGAGGAUGGUUCCGAAGCAGGCGUGGGAGCGACACAAGUGGCGAGCUCCAACUCCCGUAAGACCAUCCUGCAGGUCUCCACCUUCCAGAUGACCAUCCUUAUGCUCUUCAACCACAGGGAAAGCUACACUUACGAGGAGAUGCACCACGAGACAGAUAUUCCCAAAUGGGAGUUACUGCGUGCUUUGCAGUCUUUGGCCUGUGGGAAACCAACACAGAGAGUCCUCUCCAAAGAGCCCAAGUCUAAGGAGAUCGAAAACGGACACAUGUUCACAGUGAAUGACCAGUUUACUGCCAAAGUGCACAGAGUCAAAAUACAGACAGUCGCUGCUAAACAAGGAGAGUCUGACCCCGAGAGGAAAGAGACGAGGCAGAAAGUGGAUGACGACAGGAAGGUCAUGAUCGACGCAGCCAUUGUGCGCAUCAUGAAGUCCAGGAGGAAGAUACAGCACAACAUCUUAGUGGCCGAGGUGACUCAGCAGCUGCAGGCACACUUCCUCCCCAGCCCCGUGGUGGUCAAAAAGCGCAUAGAGGUACUUAUAGAUAGAGAAUACUUGGCAAGGACACCAGAAGACCGUAAUCUGUACACCUAUGUGGCAUAGAGGAGACUCAAAGGAGAUUUGGAAUGACUUGACAAUACAUUGAUUCUUGCAAGUGCUACACAAAUUAAAUGGGAGGAAAAGCUGUACAAAAAGUAAUCUUACUGUCUCUUUUUAUGAUCAAGUUAUCAACCUCUAGGAAAAAAUUUAAAUUUUGCACUUUAUUUUUGUUGUUUCAAUAUUGUACAAAAAUCAUGUAUUUUAAAAAGAAUAUU